AUGGCUUUAAAUUUAAAUCAGUACGAAAAUUCAAUUUUAAACGUAGGUAAUUCAAUGUGCAAUAGGGAUUAUGCACAAAUGAAUAGAAAUACAACUACAACAAAUCAAUCGGUGGUGGAUGAAAAAUGUCUAAUUGUAGUUUUUGAGGAAUCAGAAUUUAAUUUCGAUGAUAUGGAUCCAGACUACGUACCUUCUAGCGCAGAAGUGGAUGAAGAUACCUCACCUGAAGGUGAAUAUUAUAAUGAUGAUACUGAAAAUAUGCAGGCAGAUAUUAAAAAUGAUCCACCGCAGACUUUAUCUUUGGCCAAAGAUACCUCAGAAAACAGAUUUGGUAUCUUAAAAUCAAACGGAGAGAUGCGAAGGUGGAGAAAACAAAUGGAUUAUUGUUUUUAUUGCGAAAGUUAUAAUCUUAACUUCGCAAGACAUGUUCAACGUAACCAUGCGGGUGAAAUAGAAGUAAAAAAAAUUAUGUGUCAACCACCAAAAAGCAAGGAAAGAAGAAACCUAUUAGACAAAUUAAGAAAAAAGGGAAAUUAUUUAAAUAGCAAUGAGGCAUGUAAACCUGUGCAACGGCUUCGCGUGGCAAAUGAACUAUUACCAUGUGAUAACUGUCUAGGUUUUUUUUCAUCAAGAUUAUUAUGGCGACAUAGAAACAAAUGCACUGGAAAGAAGACCAGGGAUCAUCAAUCGAGUGCCCAAAACAUUCUCCUUGCCAAUUUAAAGGUUGAUGCACAGUUAAGAAAAUUUGUAUUUCCAAAAAUGAGAGGUGACGAUAUUUCAUUAGUAGCAAAAUCAGAUUCGCUUAUUUGUGCAUAUGGUGCUAGAUAUAUGAAGAUUCACCGCGAAAAACAUUUUAUAAAUGUAACAUCUCGGAAAAUGAGAGAACUUGGCCGACUCCUCAUAGAAGUAAGAAAAAGGGAGCCCUCUAUCAAGUCCUUAUUUGAUGCUCUUAAACCAAAGCAUUUUGAUUUGCUUGUAGCAGCAACAAAAUCAGAAGCCAAAUAUGACAUGGAGAAGGAUAAAUACAAGUCUCCUACGUAUGCUCUAAAUAUGGGAACAACAUUAAAACAGUGUGCGGAAAUAGCCAUUAUUUUUGCCCUAAAACGUAAACAGGUGACCGAAACCAUAAAAUCUGCAGAGGCUGAGGCAGAUUUAAAAACUUUAAUUCAAGUAAUUGAAUCUCAAUGGAAAUAUGAAAUUUCAAGCCAGGCUACUAACGACUUAAACAUAAAUAAAUGGAACAAAAUUACCAUAGUUCCCCUUGCUAGUGAUAUAAAGUUGUUAAAGGAUGCUCUAGUUGCAAAAGCAAAACAGGCUGUUGAAGGACUUCAUGCAGACGUGAAUGUAAAAGAUUUUAUUAAUUUAUUAGAAACAAUUUACUGCAGACUUAUUUUAUUAAACAGAAGACGACCUGGAGAACUACAAAGACUUUCUUUAGAUUUAUAUGAACAAGCGGAAAUUAAUCACAAAUACGAGGAAUUUGAGGAUAUAAUAUCACCUUCAGAAAGAAUACUUAUACAAAAAUUUAAAAGAAUAGUGAUAAGAGGAAAGAGAGGAAGGGGUGUCCCUGUUCUUUUUAGUCCCGAUACUCAGGAACAUAUUAAUAUAUUGUUAAAAUAUCGACAUAACUUUAUAAAAGAACAAAAUUCGUAUUUAUUUGCUAAUCCGAAAACGUCACAACCUAUAUGUGGUUACAAAGUUUUAAACAAAUAUGCUGUUUCUUGUGGAGCAAAAAAUCCAGAUGCCAUUACCUCAACGAAACUUCGAAAACAUUUAGCUACCCUUACCCAAAUUUUUAGCAUGUCAGAUACUGAUUUGGAACAAUUAGCUAACUUUAUGGGCCACACAAUAGGUGUGCAUAAAAACAACUACAGGCUUCCCGAUGACGUUUACCAAACCGCCAAAAUAUCAAAAUUGUUAUUAUUAAUGGAAAGCGGUGGUGCGGCGGAAUUUAAAGGAAAACCAUUAAAUGAGAUAGAACUAAAUCUAGAUGAAGAUAUAAAUGCAGAAAACCCUCUUUCAGCCAUCAGCAGCGACAAUGAAGUUGUACCUGAAAUUUAUAAUAAAAACCUAGGUAAUAUUAAAAAAAGAGAGGCAAAUAAAACAACAGUUACUGAUAUCUGUGAAAAAAAGAAAAGACGAAUUCUUAUGCCUUGGACAGAGGAACAAAAAACAACUGUUACCAAUUACUUUUCAACUCACAUAAAAAAUAAAAAACCACCAAAAAAAUACGAAUGUGAGCUUUUAAAAAAUAAGUAUCCUGAUUUGCUACAAAAUAAAGACUGGCUAAAAAUUAAAGUUUAUAUUCAAAAUGAAUAUUCAAAGAAAAAAAAUUGA
Brassicogethes aeneus is the source of this 2337-nucleotide messenger RNA. Lineage: Eukaryota; Metazoa; Arthropoda; Insecta; Coleoptera; Nitidulidae. The record is from the annotation of a GenBank genome assembly.